Molecule: messenger RNA, 1359 nt
Organism: Antechinus flavipes (yellow-footed antechinus)
Lineage: Eukaryota; Metazoa; Chordata; Mammalia; Dasyuromorphia; Dasyuridae
Product: glutathione S-transferase omega-1-like
Exons: 6
Coding region: 464-1192 (242 amino acids)
Biological process (GO): glutathione metabolic process
Cellular component (GO): cytoplasm
Molecular function (GO): glutathione dehydrogenase (ascorbate) activity; glutathione transferase activity
Source: RefSeq, a predicted model, not a curated record
AAAUAAGUAUAAGUUAAACACAAUAUAUGUAUCAUGAGUGAGACGAUUUUCUUGACAGCCAAAGCAAAAGCAAUUGUCCUGAUAUUCCAAGAUCUUAUUGAAUGGCUUAUAAAUAAGACCAGGAAAGAGCGACCCAAACCAGGAAAUCCGUGGCUGCGAGAUCCUUAAAGAAAACCCCUGCGCGCAAGGAUCAUUUGGGUUAACUGACGGUGACGCAGACCCUUCCUCCUGCGUUAGCCAAAUCUCCCUCGGGAUUUGCUGCCUUAAAGAGGAGAGGGAAGCGGGGGGUUCCUCUUUAUCCGCGGCCGGAAGCACUGGGCACGCUCUCUGGAGCCGGGGGUGUUCGGUUCACUCGGUCCGCCCCCAUCCCCCUUCAGAUUGCCCCGAGGCAACCCCGGGCGUUGCUCCUUCCCGUGCACGCUGCAGCGGGCCUCAGAAGAGGCAGCGGGCACCCGGAGACGAAAUGUCGGGAGAGGCAGUCCAGAGCCUGGGAAAAGGCAGCGUUCAGCCUGGCCCCGUCCCGCUGGGAGUCGUCCGGUUGUACAGCAUGAGAUUCUGCCCCUUUGCGCAGAGAACCCGGCUCAUCCUGAAGGCCAAAGGCAUCAAGCAUGAGGUCAUCAAUAUUAAUUUGAAAAAUAAGCCUGAAUGGUACUUUAAGAAACAUCCCUUUGGUUUGGUACCAGUUCUGGAGACCAGUAAGGGUCAGCUGAUAUAUGAAUCUUCCAUCACUUGUGAAUAUGUAGAUGAAGUUUAUCCAGGAAAGAAGCUGUUUCCAGAAGACCCAUAUGAGAAAGCUUUACAAAAGAUGAUUUUGGAGUCGUUUUCUAAGAUACCAUCUUUGUCUAAGGAUGCUCUUAUAGCAGUACGAAAUGGGGAAGACUGUACCAAUCAGAAAGCAGAACUCCGUAAGGAAUUCAGCAAACUGGAGGAGAUCCUUUGCCGGCAGAAGACAACUUUCCUGGGUGGAAACUCUGUGUCUAUGAUUGAUUACCUCAUCUGGCCAUGGUUCGAACGGUUGGAAUCGUAUGAGAUAGCUGACUGUGUGGACCACACUCCUGCUUUAAAGCUGUGGAUCGAUGCCAUGAAGAAGGACCCCACAGUUGAAUCUCUCCUCAUUGAUUCGAAGACAUAUAAAGGCUUCUUUGAUCUCUACUUUCAGAAUAAUCCUGACGCCUUUGACUAUGGGCUGUGAGGUGGUGUUUUGGAACGCCAGCUUUAGAAUCUCCUACUUCACCAUUGGAUAUUUCCAACAUAUCCUCACAGUAGAAUAAUACUGUUUGAGCUUGUCAAAGGGCCAAUAAUCCUUAUUUUCCAAGAAGCUCUCAAUAAAGAUUUUCAAAUGUCCUAAAUGAAAGGAAA